Cynoglossus semilaevis (tongue sole) is the source of this 877-nucleotide messenger RNA. It is a transcript of the gene lsm10, whose product is annotated as LSM10, U7 small nuclear RNA associated. Gene Ontology annotation, molecular function: histone pre-mRNA DCP binding; U7 snRNA binding. Gene Ontology annotation, biological process: mRNA 3'-end processing by stem-loop binding and cleavage. Bases 183 to 596 code for a protein of 137 amino acids. Gene Ontology annotation, cellular component: nuclear body; cytoplasmic U snRNP body. The transcript has 2 exons. NCBI's taxonomy places the organism in Eukaryota, Metazoa, Chordata, Actinopteri, Pleuronectiformes, Cynoglossidae. The record is from RefSeq and is a predicted model, not a curated record.
CGCGCUGCCGUACGCCUCCUCGAUGAUGGCGAACGUUCGGGAAAAAACAACUUGUUGACAUCCAAGAAGAGUAUAUUUCCCUUUUUUUCUCUUCAUUUUAUAUAUUUCGCACAUUAAACUAAGAUUUACCAGAUUAAGUCUAGUUCUCAUCUUCCUGCUGCUUGUCCUGACGUCUGCAGAUCAUGGAUCCAGAAGGAACUGAACCUCAGCCAUCAUCUUCAGCACCCAUCGAGGUCGUCAACUCCAUUCGUGAGCGUGCGAUCGCAGAGAACAGCAUGGUGGUCCUGCUGCAGGGUCUGCAGGGCCAGGUGACGACGGUGGACAUGAGGAACGAGUGCACGGCGCGGGGACGUGUGGUCAACGUGGACGCCUUCAUGAACAUUCGCCUGGAGGAGGUGCUGUACCAGGACGGCCGCGGUCGGCGCACUCAGCUGCAGGACCUGUUUAUCACCGGCAGGAACGUCCGCUACGUCCACAUCCCUGACCACAUGGACAUAAUGAAGACCAUCCAGAGCCAGCUGGCCCGGAUCCACAGGGUCCGAAACUUUGCCAGUCUGGGAGGAGGAAGGAAGGAGUUCACCAAGAAAACCAAGUGACUUCUUUUCUCUGUUUGUCUAAGAAAAAAUGAGCCGUCUUGGCAGCUGCCUGAGAUGAAAAUGAUACAGUCAGAAAACACAGACGUUUGUGUCUUUUGUUUUUGACUUGACUGGACAUCACUGGAGAUAAGUGACAAAGUAAACCGCGGGUCACGGGAGAAUUUAUGGUCUCACUCACUUUGGUCCAGAUGUUGUUUUUUUCUUAAGAAUCUGAAGGGUUUUGGUUUUUUUUUUUUUGGAGAAACUGCAUGAGAUCAGUUUGCAACAGUUUAAUACACACG